Messenger RNA from Temnothorax curvispinosus, 4416 nucleotides. It is a transcript of the gene Hil, whose product is annotated as hillarin. Bases 369 to 2888 code for a protein of 839 amino acids. The transcript has 12 exons. Lineage: Eukaryota; Metazoa; Arthropoda; Insecta; Hymenoptera; Formicidae. The record is from RefSeq and is a predicted model, not a curated record.
CGCGAGUGAUAUCGCGCGCGCGGUCGUUACGUAGUGCUCGAGGCUCGGUCGUUACCUGCGAUUCUUCCACACCUGGCCGGACCGGAGCGGUCGCGCCCAGGGCGAAACACCGAGGACCGGACGGCAGUCGGAGAGCACACGGGCAGAAGAAGAUAUGCCUGGCGGUCACGGAAGUCAUCGGGACUGCUCGUGGACGACGCCGAAGCGAGGAUUAUGAGGACGUCCCACGUAUUGAGAGCGAAACACUGCGCCGUACGAGAAGACUGCAGCGAGCGGUGAUCAGGACGAGGAGCCCGGAGGACUCCGGUCCGCGGGAAGAGAAUACCGGAUACUUUGGCAAUAAGGCGGUGCGUCGAGGCGCGGGUAUCAUGUAUCGGCCGAACUUCUACGAGAGCACGUGUCUGAGAUGCGCUCAGACCGUCUAUCAGGUCGACAGGGUGGGUCCCUUGAAGGACUUCACGUUUUUCCACGCGGGUUGCUUCAAGUGCGCGAUCUGCGGUACCAAGCUCACCCUGAAGACCUACUACAACAAUCAGCACACGAUCAACGACAAGGAGGUGUACUGCAGCAGUCACGUGCCCAAGCCCGGACCCGGGACUCUAGAUGGGUCCAGCGUGGGCAUCAGGAGCGCCCUUAACGUGCCUAGAAGCGGCUACGUUAACGAGCAGAUCAGAGCGGGAGGCGCGUCGCCGCGCGGCGUCUAUCCACCUUGUUACGAUAAUGUAGACUCGCCUAAUUAUGCCAGGCACCUGAACGGGCACGGCUCGCCGCCGGCGGCUAACUCGUCCCAGCGCGAUGGCAUCCACGGCGGCGGCGGCGGCGGCACCGGCACCGGCGGCGCCUCCUCGCCGUACAAUCACAAUUAUUCGGGGGACGGCAGCUAUCAGUACGGCAGGUUUGAUGCGAGCGCCCUGCACAUCGCCCAUGCGCUCAAGCAGACCGAGCUACAGAAGGGCUACAGCAAGGCCCGCGAGAAACCCAUCGAUUAUUAUCUGGAUCGCGAUGAACAGACGCGUCUCGAGAUGAAGCACCGGAAAGAAGAAGAUGAUUUAUAUCGGAAGUUUGCGCAUCAUCGCGAGGAAGAGGACCGGCGAAUCCGCGAGGAAUUCCGAGACGAGUGGGAGAAGGAGCUGGAGCAAUUGUCGGCGAGAUGGGAACGGGAAAAAGGCGGAAGAGUUCGAACCCAACAAUUUCAGCAGGAGAAGGAAGACUUGGAGAAGAACAUGACUCUACGCAGGGACAAGAAGAAGGAAAGUCUCACGCGCAAAAUGCUGGAGCACGAACGGGCGGCAACCGCCGCGCUGGUGGAGAAACAGAGCUCGGAGAUGCUGGAGCUGAUCAAUGAGGCGAGAAGCGAGUACAUGCUACAGGAGAGUUUAUACCUUGACGAAGGAGACGGUUAUAUCCAGGAAGCGCCGCCCCCGCCUUAUCCAUCGCGCGCGCCACCCCCGCAGCCGCCAGCCCUCGCCAAGUACCAUAUCUACAAUGAUCCCCUGGAGUUCGCCGACAUGGAUCAGAUAGCUAUUUCGGUAGCCCAAGAAGAUCAAAAAACGUUCACCGACUUGGUGCGACAGUUGGUGAGCAGAUGCGGAUCGGAUAUUGAAAAGGCGAGAACAAUAUUCCGAUGGAUCACCGUGAAGAAUCUGAACACUAUGCAGUUUGAUGAAAACUUACGGGGUGACACUCCCAUGGGUCUACUGAGGGGCAUCAAACACGGCACGGAAAGUUACCACGUUCUAUUCAAACGAUUGUGCAGUUAUGCGGGCUUGCACUGCGUGGUCAUCAAGGGUUACAGCAAGUCGGCGGGCUACCAGCCGGGCGUUUGCUUCGAGGACAACCGAUUCCGGAACAGCUGGAACGCCGUGUACGUGGCAGGUGCGUGGCGGUUUGUCCAGUGUAAUUGGGGGGCACGACACCUCGUCAAUGCCAAAGAGGUUCCCCGUCCCGGUCAACCGAAAGCUAAGAACGACAGCCUCAGGUACGAAUACGACGAUCAUUACUUCCUGACGGACCCCCGGGAAUUCAUAUACGAAUUCUUCCCUCUUCAAGAGGAUUGGCAGUUGCUUAAACAGCCGAUUUCACUUAAGGACUUUGAGGAAUUGCCUUUCGUACGGUCUCUAUUCUUCAGGUACGGCCUUUACUUUCCGGAUACGAAUACGAAUGCCGUUAUGUAUACGGAUUCCACCGGUGCUGCGACCGUGAGGAUAGCGAUGCCGGCGCAUAUGCAAUCAUCCCUUAUCUUUCAUUACAAUCUCAAGUUUUACGACAACGACGGCGAUGGCUACGACGGUGUGUCGCUCAAGCGUUUUGUCAUGCAGUCGGUUGUAGGGAACAUAGUUGCAUUCCGAGUUCACGCCCCGUGCUCCGGAGCCUUUCUCUUGGACAUAUUCGCCAAUGCGGUAACGCCGAAGGAAUAUUUGACCGGCGAACCGAUGAAGUUCAAGAGCGUCUGCAAAUUCAAAAUCGCCUGUGAAGAACUGCAGACGGUGAUGGUACCAUUGCCGGAUUGCGCCAGUGGCGAAUGGGGCCCCACCAAAGCUACUAGACUAUUUGGUCUCAUACCCAUCACUCAUCAAGAAGCCCUAGUGUUCGCCGGCCGCGAGCUGGAGAUUCAAUUCCGCAUGUCGAGGCCGUUGACGGACUUCAUGGCGACCCUGCAUAAGAACGGCAUCGAGGAGAAGCGCCUGUCCAAGUACGUGACGCAUUCCAUCGCCGACGACGACGUGGUCACUUUCUCUAUAAGUUUUCCCGAGGAAGGCCAGUACGGUCUGGACGUCUACACCAGGGAAUCCACCGCCUCGCCCGUCGCUCAGCACGACGUCACCGGCGAGAAGCAUCUGCUCACGCACUGCUGCAAGUAUCUCAUCAACUCCAGCAAACGGAAUUGAGAGUGUAAAAUCGCGGGGCGCGCUCUUGAAACAUAGUCUCGGCUUCGUUCGAAAAUUUCUACUUUAGUUACGGACGACGAUUGAUAGCGACGAUUGGGAUUCCAGUGCUCGUUAGGACGAACGAUAACAAAUGCACUUCUUCCAUAGUGCUUUCGGAAAAUUAUAAAAAUAGAGAAUAAGGAAAUAUUUUGCAGGAAUAAUGUAUAUGUACUGUCGCGACAAAACGACUGUUUUAUGAUCUGAAAAUCUCGCUCGUCAUGUCGAGCUCAUCCUAUCCUUAGGAGGCAGAGAGUUUAUAACGUAAUCGUCCUGGAUCGGCCAUUAAUGAUGAAUUAACGACGCUUUUAUCGUGAAUACCGAAAUCGAGAAAGAGGAGAGAAAAGAGGCCGAUCGAGUGACGACGGUGACGAAGAGGCAAUGGUGAAAGCAAUGACGUUUUACGUCAUUCUUCAAGAACUAUUUUUUAUGCAAUUCCGCUACCUCGAGUCUAACAGUAGGCUUACGACUUGGAGAUAAUUAUUAAUGUAAAACUAACUGUGUGGAAGUUUAAUUUGACGCGGGAGAGGCAUUUUUCAAAGGGCUUUUCAACAGCAAAAGAUACCUUCGUAUAUACAAGCGGACGGGUUUAACGCGAUUUCCUGAACACCCGGUAUAUCUGGAACGCGCUUACGGUCGUUCUUUCUCGUAUCAUCUACCGAGUUAGUACUUCCGUAUAAUAAUAAUCCUCUUCCCCUCCCCGCGAUCAUGCUUCUCUUACGCAACGUAUCAAAUAAAUUAUUGCGAUCUGCGAUUCCGUCGUAACAAUCUCAUCUCGAAGCUUUACUUUCACCGACAGAUUUAUAUAUUUAUCGCUAAUACUACAUUAUUUUCAGUACUAGUUAUUAUAGACGGCCUCGAUCGCGGAUCCAUAUUGAGCGUGUGACGCGCAUAGACCGAAUAAAGCAAAUAUAAUAUAUUUUAUGUACGAAAGAUGCUUCUGUAUAUAUAAUGUACGUAUAAGAUAAUUACGACUUGAAAAUAUCGUUAUCCACAAAGCACACUGACUCGUAUCUGAAAAAGUACUCACCCAAUUUAGCCCACUCUUCUUUCUUCAAAUAUGUUGUUUUCUCAUACGAAUUGUAUUAUCUAUUAUAUUUGUGUGUGUGUCCUCUUUUAAAAUUGAUACAUUUUCAAGUCGCAAUUUUCGAAAUGCACAGGUGCUAUACUUUAUAUUAUCCUUUAUAAUUAUUCGCACAAUCGAGUAGCAGUCAUACAAUUAUUUAGUGGUAGGAUAGUAUAUUUGCACCAUCGACUAUGCGAGCAAAAACGUCGUUUAUAACAAAUAAAAAGAAGAACAGUAUAUAUUUGUUAAUCGUGUAAUAUUAAUCUGUCUUGUUGUCAAUUAAAAUUUUAACCACGAAUAAAACUCCCACAUUGUAGCCUAAUGUAAUAGAUGUAAUUCGAACUUACGAAGUCUAUUUUGUUAUCCAUUAACAUCCAUAAGUAUGUAAAUUAAUUUUUUAUAUACUUGUAGUUACUUUCAAUAAAA